Lycium barbarum (goji berry) is the source of this 3721-nucleotide messenger RNA. RefSeq names its product disease resistance protein RPV1-like. Lineage: Eukaryota; Viridiplantae; Streptophyta; Magnoliopsida; Solanales; Solanaceae. Gene Ontology annotation, molecular function: ADP binding; protein binding; ATP hydrolysis activity. Gene Ontology annotation, biological process: defense response; signal transduction. The transcript has 5 exons. The record is from RefSeq and is a predicted model, not a curated record. The coding region runs from base 145 to 3462 and encodes 1105 amino acids.
AAAACUUAUUAAGUUUCCAAGAAGAAACCAAACCAUAAGCUGUUCAGUGUGCUAUAUAUGUAGCUGCUUCAUUGAGCUCUCUUUUCCUUAACAAAUUUACUAAAAUCCCUUCACUACUCUUGCAUCUCUUCAAAACUUUCAACCAUGAAUAUUCAAGGAGAAUCAUCUACUUCUUCACACUUCUCUUAUGAUGUAUUUCUUAGUUUCAGAGGUGAAGAUACCCGAAAAAACUUCUCAGGUCAUCUUUAUUCCCGGUUGUGCCAAGUCGGAGUUAAUACCUUCAUAGAUGAUGAGGAAUUGAAAAAGGGUGACGUGAUUUCAAUGAAACUUGAGAAAGCAAUUCAAGAAUCUAAGGUUUCUAUUGUGGUUUUCUCGAGAAAUUAUGCUUCGUCUAGUUGGUGUCUUGAUGAACUAGUCAAAAUUCUCGAAUGCAAAGAGAAGUUACAACAAGUUGUUUUGCCUAUUUUUUAUGAUGUCGAUCCUUCUCAAGUGCGCAAGCAAAAUGGGUGCUUCGGUGAAGAUUUGGCUAUGCUCAAGGAACGAUCAUUUGGAGCUCAAAGAAUGGACAAGUGGACAACUGCACUUACCGAAGCUGCAAAUUUAUCUGGAUGGGAUUUACGGAAUAUUGCUGACGGGCAUGAAUCAAGAUUUAUUGAAAGUAUUAUAAAACAAGUCCUACAAGAGGUCAACCAGACACCUCUAGAUGUUGCUUGGCACCCUGUUGGAGUAGAUUCCCGCGUCGAACAUAUCGAGUUGUUACUGCAAAAUGGAUGUGAACAAGAAGUUCGUAUGGUUGGUAUAUACGGUGUUGGUGGAAUUGGAAAAACAACUCUGGCAAAAGCUAUGUACAACAGAAUAUUUCGAUACUUCGGUAGUAGUUGCUUCCUUUUAGACGUUAAAUCAGAAGCUGAAGCAUUUGGUCUAGUCAAGUUACAAGAAAAACUACUUCAUCAAAUUCUCAAAACUAAGGACAUCAAAGUUAGCAGUACUGCUGAAGGCGUCAAUCUAAUCAAAGCACGACUUGGGUCAAAGAAGGUUCUAAUUAUUCUUGAUGACGUCGACCAUAUAAGACAAUUAGAAUCCUUAACGAGAGAAAGAAGUUGGUUUGGUUCGGGUAGUUUAAUAAUUAUUACAACCCGUGAGGAGCAUUUGCUAUGUGGGCUUCGAGAAAAUGAGAGAUACAAGGCCAAACUUUUAAAUUACAAUGAAGCUAAACAACUUUUUUCUUGUCAUGCUUUUAACAGUCUUUCCCCGCCACCAGAAUAUGUUGAGCUGUCACAAGACAUAAUCAAAUAUUCAGGUGGGCUGCCAUUAGCUCUUGUGACUUUGGGGUCACAUUUGCAAGGGAGAUCCGUAGAAGAAUGGACAUACGAGUUGAAAAAACUAAGAGCAAUUCCUCAUAUUGAUAUCCAAAAAAUACUCAAGAUAAGCUUCGAUGGACUUGAUUGUGAUACACAGAGUGUUUUCCUUGAUAUUGCGUGCGCCUUGCAUGGGUUUGAUAGCGAUGAAGUUGCCGAUGCAUUAAAUGCAUGUGGCUUUUAUUUUGAAAGUGCAAUCGCAACUUUGGUGAAAAAAUGUUUGCUCCAAAAUGCAUGGAGUUUGGUGAUGCAUGAUCUAGUGCGAGAUAUGGGAAGAGAAAUUGUUCGCAUGGAAUCACCUCGAGACCCUGGAAAACGAAGUAGACUGUUCAACCCUCAAGAAGUCUGCGAUGUUCUACAAGGAAAUAAAGGUUCCAAAAAGAUAGAAGUACUGAUGGUAGAUUCACAGGCAUUAAAGGGUGUGAACUUGAGCACCAACGCAUUUAAGAAAAUGAUAAAUCUUAGGGUGCUUAUAAUUGAUGGCAAGUUAAAUAUCAGUGGAGAUUUUGAGUUGUUGUCCAAGGAGCUCAGAUGGUUGUCUUGGAAAGGAUGUCCUUUAAAAUGUAUAUCAUCAAAUUUUCCAGGUGAUAAACUUGUAGUUCUGGAUAUGCGGGAGAGUGAUAUCCAAGAAUUUGGUUUGAAUUUUCAGUGUUGUAAAAGCUUGAAGAAGUUGGAUCUCUCAGAUAGCAAGCGUCUCAGAAGAACUCCAAACUUCAACGGUUCACGAAGUCUUGAGACUUUAUGGCUUCAUGGUUGCUCGAGUCUGACGGAGAUCCAUCCAUCAAUUGGAAAUUUGGACGGACUAAUUGAUCUGGAUUUUUCUGGUUGCAAAAAGCUUACGGAUCUUCCAAGCAGCAUAUGCCGGCUAAAAUCAUUGGAAACCUUGGACAUUUGUCGGUGCUCAUCUUUACAAAAGCUGCCAGUUGACCUUGGAGAUAUGCGAUGUCUAAAAUCUCUUGCUGCAAGUGAUACGGGUAUAAAACAAUUGCCUAGAUCUGUUGAAAUGCUAAAAGAUCUCGAAAAUUUGGAUGUGGGAGGUAAAUAUAUAGAGGCCAAGAGGAGUUUUUCUCGAAGAAGAGUCCAUCACAUACAAUCCUUCUCGACCUUUCUUUCGUUUUUAGUCCUUAAAAACUGUGGUUUCUCCGAGGCUGAUAUUCCUAGGGAUAUUGGGAGUUUAUCCUCCUUGAUGUAUUUAGAUCUGAGCGGCAACAGUUUCCGCCGUCUACCCUUUGAUUUUUCUAACCUACAAUCUUUGAUGAACUUGCAUUUGAAUGAUUGUGAGAAUCUUCAAAUACUCCCAUCAGUAUCAAAUUUACGUCGUCUUAUAAUUUUUGAAAUUGCAAAUUGCAAGAAAUUGGUCAACAUUACAGGGUUGGACAACCUCCCUUCACUAAGUGGUAUGAGCAUGCUUAAUUGUACUUCUCUGCAGAAUCCAUUCAAUGAAGGCUUCUUUAGUGCACAUGCUCUAGCAUUUCCAUCUAUGAGAUUAGAAAUUUAUCUCCAAAGCAAUGAGAUUCCACAUUGGUGCAACAAUCAAGUAACAUCUUCUUCUAUCUGCUUCACUAUGCCCACACAUAAUAAGGAGUAUACGUUUUUAGGAAUGAUUCUCGCGUGUGUUCGCAAGUUUGCCAACAUACCGACUUCAAGAGGUUUCCAUUCGCGUGGCUUGAGCUUUAGUAUUGCCGGAAAAAUGUCAUCGAGAGGCAACUGGGUUUAUGAUUAUGUAAUACCCGAGGGACAGGCAGAACUAUUAUGUGUACUUUACAGAUCUUUCUUAGAAGAACCUUUUGAUUGCCCGAUGAAAGGCGGAGAACAGAUACAAAUCACUGAGAUGCAAAUCGCUGAGAUAGGUGAAGAAUGUACAGUAAAGAAGAUAGGGAUCCAUCUGUUAUAUUUAGACCAACAUGGUAAGGUUACAUCAUUGCCAGCAAUCGUGGAUUAUUCUCAUUCUCAGAUAAUGAACAAAAGCCGGGAGAACAAACCUGGAGGAAUGACAAUUGGGGCAGAAUGGGCCCAGGUGGUCCAGGGCAAACUCUUAAUGGGGCCGAGCAGGCCAAGAUUUACAUGGGGCGGGCGCGGCGGGGUGCGGGGCAGGAGAGGAUAGGAUAUAAAGCAUUAAUUUUGAAAAAAUUUAAUGGGUUAGGGCAGGGAAAGGUCCAGGUUAAAAGAUGAGAAUUUUACAUAAAUGACUACACUUUGGGGGUUUAAAAUUUGUCAUAGAUACAGUUUCAAUAUUUACAUUGCGUAGCUAUAGUUUCCCCGCUGUAUUCAAAAAAUGGCUCGCUGUAUUCAUAAAACGGCCUAGCUGUAUUCAUGAAUACAGCGAAUAAAAAAAAUUCAAAAAUUCUUUUCACUGUAUUCAA